Messenger RNA from Colletotrichum acutatum, 1068 nucleotides. RefSeq lists its product as uncharacterized. Lineage: Eukaryota; Fungi; Ascomycota; Sordariomycetes; Glomerellales; Glomerellaceae. Gene Ontology annotation, molecular function: RNA binding. Bases 116 to 811 code for a protein of 231 amino acids. The transcript has 5 exons. Gene Ontology annotation, cellular component: U4/U6 x U5 tri-snRNP complex; cytoplasm; U5 snRNP. Gene Ontology annotation, biological process: mRNA splicing, via spliceosome. The record is from RefSeq and is a predicted model, not a curated record.
AUCGCAAGCAUCGAACGUCGCCCUGAAGUCUCUCAGGCUUCGCAACAAGCAUAACAUCAAUUUUUUUGAAGACUUAGGGCAGCUACGAAAGUAGCUACUCACACAGGCAUCAGCCAUGUCGAACAAACAGGGCAAGAUGGCCGGUUACAUCAACUACCGCAUGAGGGUUACCUUGAACGAUGGCCGCCAGAUGACCGGACAGAUGCUUGCAUUUGACAAGCACAUGAACUUCGUCCUCGCCGAUACCGAAGAGUUCAGACGCGUCAAGAUCAGACAGAACAAGCCUGCCGCCCCCGGCGCUAGCUCCAGCUCCGGCCAAACGAUCGAGAAGGAGGAGAAGCGAACCCUCGGCUUGACGAUUGUGCGCGGCGCACACAUUGUCUCCCUUUCAGUCGAAUCAGAGCCGCCCGCGGACCCCAGUGCAAGACUUGGAAAGAGCGCGCCUGGCGGAAUUUCGGCCGGUCUCACCGCUGGUCCUGGUGUUGCGCGACCCGCCGGCCGCGGCGCCGCCCCGGCCCCUCCAUCACUGGCCGUUAGUACCUCAUCAAUCUUUGUUCAUGAGCUUUGGACGCUGACUUUUGACAUAGGGCCCUGCUGCUGGCGUUGGAGGUGGUGCUCCUCCCGGAUUCCCUGGCUUCCCCGGUGCCCCGCCCUUCGGCGGACGUGGUGCUCCUCCUCCAGGCUUCCCCGGCGCCUUCCCGCCCCCAGGCUUCCCUCAAAACGCCCCCUUCCCCCCUCCUGGUUUCAACCCCGGUCCUCCUGGCGGAGCCCCGGGCUUCAACCCUCCCCCGCGAAGAUAGACUACGGAUAAAGAUAUCAAUACCUCGCAUGCUUUGUAGUUGGAGGAUGGUUCACGGAUACCAUUGGCGUUUGGGGAUGAAUGUCAAGAUUACGAACAAAAAAGAAAUCGGGCAGAAGAGGCACGCUGUUAAUCGGCCUCCUCUCUACCCCUGAACAAGUCAUAGGUCAACUUGCCAACCUAUACUCGUUGGAUUUGCGGAAAGAAAUGGGCAGCAUGGAUUCAUUCGACAGUUCUUCAAGUUACAUCGAGGAGGAGCAUAGGUAACC